Nothobranchius furzeri (turquoise killifish) is the source of this 2341-nucleotide messenger RNA. It is a transcript of the gene aqp4, whose product is annotated as aquaporin 4. Lineage: Eukaryota; Metazoa; Chordata; Actinopteri; Cyprinodontiformes; Nothobranchiidae. Gene Ontology annotation, biological process: transmembrane transport; water transport. The record is from RefSeq and is a predicted model, not a curated record. Gene Ontology annotation, cellular component: basolateral plasma membrane; plasma membrane. Gene Ontology annotation, molecular function: water channel activity.
CUGCGAGGGUGGAUGCUCAGGCUCCUGCCCAAUAAAGCUGCCAGUUUCAGUCCCAGGAUGUGUUCACCCGACAGCCGAGCUCUCUAAUCCACUCGUGCACUCAACCUGUUGACUUCUCUGUCAACGCAGCAGACGUCGACCACUCUGACUUUUAAAGUAUCUGUGGUGACAGGAGGCGUGUCUCAGAUAGUUGAAGAAACCAGCAGGACUUAUGAAUAGAAAAAUCCCAAACACAACAGGGACUGAGAGAGACAGAUCACAUCACCGUAUCCGAAGGUUCCUGUACUGGUCCAAGUGUCAGAGCAUAAUGGUGGCUUUUAAAGGGAUCUGGACCAAAAAGUUCUGGAGGGCUGUUUCAGGAGAAUACCUGGCCACUUUAAUUUUUGUCCUCCUGAGCCUGGGCUCCACCAUCAACUGGGCUGCGGAGAAGGAGAAGCCUCCCCCGGCCGACCUGGUUCUGAUCUCCCUGUGCUUUGGCCUCAGCAUCGCCACCAUGGUGCAGUGUUUUGGACACAUCAGCGGCGGACACAUCAACCCCGCUGUAACUGCAGCCAUGGUCAUCACUAGGAAGCUGAGCCUUGCAAAAGCUUUGUUUUACGUGAUGGCUCAGUGUUUGGGAGCCAUUUCAGGAGCUGGGAUUCUCUACUUAGUCACACCUGCUGCUUUGCGGGGAGCUCUUGGUGUGACCAUGGUGAACUCUAAGAUCUCAGUGGGACACGCCCUUCUCGUUGAGCUCUUCAUCACAUUUGAGCUGGUCUUCACCAUCUUCGCCACCUGUGAUCCCAAACGCAAAGACCUGGGUGGCUCUGCGAGCCUUGCCAUCGGCUUUGCUGUGGCUAUUGGUCACCUAUUUGCAAUUCCUUACACAGGAGCCAGCAUGAAUCCUGCUCGUUCAUUUGGGCCCGCAAUGGUCACACUCAAUUUUGAGAACCACUGGGUUUAUUGGCUGGGGCCCAUUCUGGGAGGACUCCUGGCUGCAGGUGCAUACGAGUACCUGUACUGUCCUGACACUGAGAUAAAAAAGAGGCUAAAACAAGUCUUUAAGAGGGACCAGUCUGGCAGAUACAAGGAGGUGGAAUAUGAGGAUCCUGUCAUGAAGGCAAGCUCAAUUCAUCAUAUUGAUCUGGAGAAAGCUGAGAAAAAAGACCCUUUCCAGGAGUCGCCCGGCGAAGUACUGUCCUCAGUAUGACUAUCACGUGCACUGGAAAUAGAGACCAAUUUGUAAAAGAAGAAUGGCAAUCAAAGUUUGAAGUAUCUGUCUUGGGUAUGUCCCCUCCAAAGCAGAAUAUUAUUUCUGUCGAAGAUACAGCGAGGCUGCUUUAAUGUCUCUGCAAUGAAGCAAUUUUGUUAUUAUGACUAAAUCCUGCUAAACGUCUGCAGCCUGUUCAAUACUCCUCCCGAGGACCCCUCCAAAUGAUUUUAUAACAACAUUGUCAUGCUGCAGACAUUUCACUGUGCAAAGUGACAGCCAGCGAUGCAUUGUGUAAAACAAAUAUGCGUUGGGGUCAAGUAAUUAUGUGGGGGUCAUCCCGUUGUAUUGGGGAAGUGGAGAAGAAAAUGCAGCCUUGUUAUUUCUGGAUUAGUGUCACAUUUGGUCUGCCUUCUGCACUUGCAAUAAAAGGAGCGAUUGUCCUUGUGAUCAUUAAGCACAUUACGGGUCUCAGGCUAUGUGAGGCAGCUCUGACAAGUCGGACUGUCACUGUUGUGUUACAUUCUGUUUUCAGUGCACUAAUCAUGGAAACAAUUUAUUUUUGUGAGGAUUCAUCUUCUAUCCUCUACAUGUCACCAUGAAAAUGUGCUUAUUUGUUUUACUUUUAAAAUGGUGCAGAUUAGUUUUAGAGGGAAUAUACAUUAUUGGGAUGGUUUUUGGCACAUUUUCUUCUUCUUUAUGAUCCUCUGCAUUUAUUUAUUAAGGGGUAUUUGGUUUGUAUUGUUUUCUUUUUCUUUUUUUUCUGUUUUGCAGACUUUGUGUUGUAAUAUUCCAUUGAAAGCCAUCUGGUCUCACCAGGUUGUGAGUUUUAUGAUAUUCAGUGUUGGGCAAGUUACUUCAAAACUGUAAUGCAUUAUUUAUAACUUGUUACCCUCAUUUUAAAGUAAUUCAUUACAUUACAAUAUUACUAAUUUUAAAAUGUAUGGCAUUACACUACUUUUACUUUAAGUUAUUUUCACCAAUACAACUUCAAUAUGAAUCUGGUAAUCUGACCCUCGGUGAGCUCAUGACAUAUAUGUGGAAAGUGAUGUGGUAUCUGAGCUAGGAUUGCCGUUAAAAACAGUCAGAUAUAAUAACAGUGCUUUAAAAUGAUUGUUUAUUAAAUAAAAGCAACAACAAUCUGUUCUCUCA